GACAGUAGGAAAGGAUUACCCAUUAGUAAAGACAAACAAGAUUAAGGGCUGAUUUUGAUUUAAAUAGCUAAAUUUCAACCCUGGAAAUACGGUGACGAUUCUUUCUCGGGAAAAAUAAAUAACACUCACAUCUGAUUAAGGUUAUCCAUGACCAUUUGACGAAACAAUGUUAUCUUUGUUGUUCGAGUAUUUUUUCCAAGGUCUUGUGUUGUGCAUACUUCUCGCACUGGGUUAUCUUUAUCUGACGAGAAAAGAAGAGAAACAUGGAAAUAACAGACGAACACAGUCAGGUUUGGCCACAGAUAGCGACUUCGAGGAGGAUCAGAUUAAUGAUUUAGAAACGGACAAAAAUGCCUGGACCGAAGAUCAAACAAAGAGGUGUGAAGCUAUAGCCAAAGAGAGUGGUAUCCAUGCACUUCAAGAGAUGAUACAUUGCAACUUAAACAAAUGGCAAAACAUAAAUGUAAUCUUUGCUGUCAUCGGAGAAACAGGAGCGGGAAAGUCAUCAUUCAUCAAUGCAAUGUUACGACAAAAGGCUGGGGAAAAAGGCAGUGCACGUGUGGGAUGCACACAGACAACCUUGAAGCGCAAUGAAUACCAACAUCCAAAGCAUAAAUCACUAUCGUUUUGGGACCUGCCCGGUGUUGGAACUUCCAAAUUUCCGAAGGACACAUAUCUUGUAGACAUUAGAUUUAAAAUGUAUGACUUUUUCAUAAUGGUGACGAGUGGAAGUUUUACUGAAAAUGAGUUGUGGCUUAUAAAAGAAAUUGAGAAACGCGGAAGAAAAUUCUAUUUCGUAAGAACGAAAAUCGAUCUUGAUAUAUUGAAUGAUAGCACAAUCAACCCUGACGAUCACGAUUCGAAAAAAUUACAAGGCGAAAUUAGAGACUCAAUACACACUCAACUGUCGAAGGACGGAGUGUCGAACAAAAUUAUUUUUCUUAUUGACAAUAACUGGAAUGCUAGACGAAGUAUUCCAUGUGAAUCAUACGACUUCGAAAUACUGAUGGAACGACUGAUUGCAGACGUUCCGAAAUUAAAAAGGCAGACUCUGAUUUUCUCGUUGUCAGCUAUCAGUUUGAACCUGAUGAAUGAAAAAGUAAAGGCAUUGAAAUCGAGGAUAAAAUACGUGGCACUUGCAGCUUCGAUGGGCUCAUUAGUACCAAUCCCAGGCGCUGGCUUCUCCUGUGAAAUCGGAGCAAUAAUUCAUGAAGUUCAACUAUACAAAGAGCAACUUCAAACAGACGAAAGAUCAAUGAAAACGUUGGCUGAAAAAAUGAAUAUUAAUUUGAAUGAACUGUGUCAGAAUACAAAUGUAAAAACACAUGCCAUUUAUGCAGGUGCAAGUGCUUCACAACGACUUGUCAUUGCGCUUUGUGCGGAACUGGCUACAUCUGAAGCGGCAGAGAGCGUUUUGAAAGGCGUAGUUCCAAUUCUUGGAAACGUCAUAUCCGCAAUGGCAAGCAUUCCUAUAUGCGCCUUUACACUUCAAAAGCUUCUCAAAAGGUGCGAGGAAGAGGCUAUGAGGGUUCAAAAUGAAUUUGAGAAAUGGUCGGUUACGGCUGCUGACACUUCUGAAUAAAGCUUAAUGUUUGCAUGAUAAAAAGCGCGUACAACUAAAUAAAGCAGAAUUUUUAAUUGACUUAUAAUUUGUUGAGUACAUUUAUCAGUUAUCACUGUGUAUUCAUUUUUUAGUUUGAUGUUCUUUUCAUUUAGUUGUGGAACUUAUUGUAUUACUUGUGUUUAACAAUACUUAUAAUAUUUAUUUGUGGUUUAUGUGUUUCAGAUAAAAAAAAUCAACAACAUAAGCCAGACAAACAUACUUUAUCCAUUUUAAGAAGCAUUCUUUGAUUGAAUCAAAUUGUAUGCUACUUUUUAAUGUGACCGUAAUUAGGGCUUGAUUUUACGAUUUUAUAUUUUUGGAAUAUUUGCUUUGAUCUUUACGUAAAACAUGUCGUUCAUAAAGAAAGUUAAACAAAAAUAAACAGAAAUGUAAAAUUAAGAUCAAGGAAACAAAACAAUCAUGUCAUAUAAAAAGCCCGAAAACGGUUUUGCCAGGAAAAAAUGCAUAUUGAUAUGGCACUUGGAUAUAACGAAUGUACAUACAUGGUGUUCCUUUUCCUGUCCACUAUAUAUAUUGAUUGUAUUUACAAAGAUGUUUGCUACGAUUAUAUAAGUUUGGUCUUUGGAACGGACUGCACAUACGUGCAUAGGACAGUAAUAAGAGAUCGAACCAGCAGUCUUCGUUCAACGGACAGACACUCUACAGAGUCCCUAUAAAGGCUAGCUCAAUAGCGGACAGUAUAAGGCCCGAUUUAAAAUGUUCGUAGGUUACUCUCAUAUGAGAUAAGCACAGUGCUUGUUUGUCGGUCGUCCGAUAAAUCCCAUUUCUUUCCAAAAUAAAGAUUCAACUUGUAUAUUUCAUUGAACAAUGUAUAUUUAUAAUUGAUUUCGUACAUGACUUUUGAAGACUGGGAAAGACGAUUAAAGAUAAAAAAAAUAACUGCUACAAAUGCUUACAUAUAAUUGCAUCUCUGACUUAAUUUUGUUUUAAGAAAAGAAUGGUGUAUAAGAAGCAAACGAUUUACUUUUUAAAACGAUAUGUUAUCGAACAAUAAAACACACUUAUUGA
Messenger RNA from Mya arenaria, 2632 nucleotides. RefSeq names its product interferon-inducible GTPase 1-like. Gene Ontology annotation, cellular component: membrane. Gene Ontology annotation, molecular function: GTPase activity; GTP binding. Bases 167 to 1582 code for a protein of 471 amino acids. The record is from RefSeq and is a predicted model, not a curated record. The transcript has 5 exons. NCBI's taxonomy places the organism in Eukaryota, Metazoa, Mollusca, Bivalvia, Myida, Myidae.